GGAUGCCGUACUGCUGGGAGCAAUCGGCGGUCCAAAAUGGGGCGUCGGCAAGGUAAGGCCGGAGCAAGGCAUCCUCAGACUGCGUAAAGAAAUGGGCACAUUUGGCAAUCUACGACCAUGUUUCUUCGCUUCGGAUUCGCUAGUGGAGCAAAGUCCGCUCAAGGCAGAAGUCUGCAGAGGAACCAACUUCAACAUCAUCCGUGAACUUACUGGCGGGAUCUACUUCGGCGAGCGGAAAGAAGACGACGGCUCCGGGCAUGCGCUUGAUACCGAGCCGUAUUCGCGCAUGGAGAUCGAGAGAGUUGCGAGGCUUGCUGGGUAUCUUGCUCUGGCAGAGGAUCCUCCAGCUCCGGUCUGGUCGCUAGACAAGGCUAAUGUGAUGGCGACUAGCCGGCUAUGGAGGAAGACGGUAACUGAGGUGAUGGAGAAAGAGUUCCCGAAGUUGAAGCUAGGUCACCAUCUCAUUGACUCGGCGGCCAUGCUUAUGGUAAAGAAUCCGAGGGCAUUGAACGGGAUCAUCGUUACGAGCAACCUCUUCGGCGACAUCAUUAGCGAUGAGGCGUCGGUGAUCCCAGGCUCGCUUGGUCUGCUGCCAAGCGCGAGCUUGACCUCCAGUCCGGACGGCAAGGGCAAAUGCAACGGCAUAUACGAGCCUAUACACGGUUCCGCACCAGAUAUCAGCGGCAAGGGUGUGGUGAACCCUGUCGCCAUGAUUCUGUCUGUCGGCAUGAUGCUGAAAUAUUCACUUCAGCAGCCAGAGCUAGCGAAGAAGGUAGAUGAAGCGGUCAAGAUUGUUAUUGAUCAAGGUAUCCGAACGCCGGAUAUUGGAGGCAGAGCGAGUACCAGCGAAGUUGGUGACGCUGUAGCGAAGGAGCUAGAAUCAAUCCUGAAGCGGUAAUGGUCCUGCUUUGACAAGUCCUCCAUGCUGCCGAUACCACUCCACGCAUGAGAGCCCGGUUGUCACCAUACU
This is a messenger RNA of Baudoinia panamericana UAMH 10762, 970 nucleotides long. RefSeq lists its product as uncharacterized. NCBI's taxonomy places the organism in Eukaryota, Fungi, Ascomycota, Dothideomycetes, Mycosphaerellales, Teratosphaeriaceae. The transcript is spliced from 2 exons. Bases 92 to 898 code for a protein of 268 amino acids. The record is from RefSeq and is a predicted model, not a curated record. Gene Ontology annotation, biological process: L-leucine biosynthetic process. Gene Ontology annotation, cellular component: cytosol. Gene Ontology annotation, molecular function: 3-isopropylmalate dehydrogenase activity; NAD binding; magnesium ion binding.